AUUGCAGUUCUAAUCAAGACGAACACUGACUCUGACUGAAGGCCAUGGAGAGAACAGCAGUCCUCUUUGUUCUCCUCAGCUUCUGCAUCACCUCCCUGGCUCUGGAGUGUAGAGUGGUUCCAGGCAAGCUGAAGCAGCUUGAUGUUGGAAACGGCCAAAUGUUUGGAGUCAACUCCAGUAAUGAGGUCUACACGCUGUACAGCACCGGCUGGAUCCAGGUUCCUGGAUCUCUAAAGCACGUCAGUGUGGGACCUGCUGGCGUCUGGGGAGUCGAUUCCAACAAUUACAUCUACAAACUUGUGGGAGGAGAUUGGGUUAUUGUUCCAGGUCUGCUGAAACAGGUGGAUGCAGGAGGAAUGUUCUCUCCAGCAGGUGUCAGCAUGAAUGAUGAUAUCUUCUGCCUUACUGGGGGGCAAGGUUCCUGGACAUAUAUCCCAGGAAAGCUGAAGUACUACAGCUGUGGGCCGUACAGCUGCUGGGGAGUCAACUCUGCAGACACCAUCUUUAUCAUGAAGGGUGUGACUCCGACUGCUUGUGCUGGCUCCUUAAGCUGGGAGCAGAUACCUGGAGCUCUUUCCAUGAUCGAGGUUUCCACUGACGGAAAAGUGUUUGGGGUCACUUCCAAUGGAGAUAUCUAUGAGCGGGAUGGUGUUUCGAUGAGUAACCCUGCUGGCACUGGGUGGCACCAAGUCCAGCAUCCUCAGAAAGUCAAACACGUUUCCUAUGAUCUCGGCCACCUGUGGCUCAUCAAUGCAGAUAACAGCAUCAUGGACUGCACUGAAUAAAAGGCUCUAAUAUCAAGUUGAAGAUCAGACGUCUCGUAGAUGAUGAACAGUAGAGUUUUCUAUGCAAAUUCUCGUAUGAUCCAUAAUCUCAAUAUAAUCAUUUAAUUAUCCAUCCUGUAAGUGCUGGAGCCUAUCCCAGCGCCCAUUGGGCAGAGGGCAGGAAACACCCUGAACAGCCAAGCUACGUUUACAUUACCAGCCUGAAUUGACACAAAUUUUUGCCCUAAUGUGACUCAGAUCUGAUGCUUUCAGGGCUGUGUGGACACGCAAAUCUGAUCUUCUCAAAUCCGACCUG
Messenger RNA from Colossoma macropomum (tambaqui), 1080 nucleotides. Its product is annotated as fish-egg lectin-like. The transcript has 5 exons. The record is from RefSeq and is a predicted model, not a curated record. The coding region runs from base 45 to 785 and encodes 246 amino acids. Lineage: Eukaryota; Metazoa; Chordata; Actinopteri; Characiformes; Serrasalmidae.